CGUUGAUUAGCGCCGGGACCGACGCGAUAUGAUGCGGGAUCGCGGCGCGAUCCCGCUUCAUAUCGCGGGAGCCGGCGCAGGACGUAUAUAUUUGGUGUAUAUCCUGCGUCGUUAAGGGGAUAUACACCAAAAAUCCUGUGUAAAUCCCUUGAUAAAUUCCCCCCAUAAUCAUUUGCAUACAUGGAUCUGUGGUGCCUUGGUGGGGGUGUAGGGUAGUUGGGGUGUUGCUGUAGUAUAUGAGGGGUUAAUUUAACUCUUGUCACUCACAACGCCAGGGUGAGGGUUAAAACUCUGAGGUAAUGCUGGGCCUAGCGCCACCUUUCCCAAGAGCGAUAGGUGAGUGUAGAAUAACGGAUUGUCCACAACCGGUGCUGAACUGAAUAACUUGUAGAAACUUUACUGAAGAUUUUCUGUACAUGCAGUAACGGUAACAGUCCAGAUAACAGAGUCUAUAUAUACAGCACGGCAAUGACUGACAGUUGACUGAGACCGAUAAGUUAUCUUUAGUUUUAGGAGAAUUGGAUUGCAUAGAUCCGCUGGAUUUAGGGGUUUGUUUAGGUCCAGUGAUCUUGCGGAGAUUUGCAGGGAUUGCAGUAACUCAAUUUGGAUUAUGGCCGAGGCUGCAAGGCUUUGGCCUAGUGGUUGCCGAUGACAACUGCGCAGAUCCUACCUCUUCAGCAGCCCACGAGGAAAGAGAGCGAGUAAUGGCCGCAGCUGAGCCGUUUUAGAUUGGUCCAUGCAGCUGUCACUCACAGUUACAAAGGAUGGUGGGUGAUCACCUGACUAGAACCACCAAAGGUCCUUUAGCAAGCCAAAGAGUUCUGUGAACCGCAGGUCCUGCGACGUUAACAAGGUUAUAGAUCACAAGGACACUUCAGGCUGUUCUCCGAAGAAUCAUAUACAUUAUCCUGAAAUUUUCAUUUUGGCCAUUUAUAGGCAUAUUUAUGUAGGCUACAUGAAGAAAACACUAUGGUGGGUAUUUAUUCAUAAAGGGGUACUCCAGGGAAAUAAAACUUACUCCAUAUCCACAGGACCCCGGCUCAGCUGGUAAGUUGCUGAGCAGGCCGUCACUUAAACCCAUCUCCAAGGGUGGGAACCAAAGGAUGGGUGGGUACCCAGUCCCCAUACAGGAGAUUGUGGGGGCCAUAGUGGUCAGACUCCCAAAUAUCAGGAACUUAUCCCCAUCCUGUUGAUAGGAGAUAUGUUUUAUUUCUCCAGAGUACCCCUUUAAUACCUCUAGUGAUGUUUUAAAUUAAAUAUCAAUUUACCAGGUACAUAUAGGUGACACUAGAGAGACAGUCUUCAUCUGUCUGGAGGAGAGCUCAUUUGCAUGCUUUUUUCCCAUGGAGCACUGCCUAUAGAUCACUUAGCUCCCCUUAAUGAGAAACUAGUGAAAAGCAAACACGGUGUAGUUAGACAUCUCAGUUUAGGGUGUCUUUUACAAAGGCAGAAGGAGACGCAAUGUGAUUGUUUGCUGUUGUGGUAAAACUGCUCCAUAUUUGUUUCGCACUGAUUAAAAACGAUCUCCCCUGUUGUAUUUGUAGUGUCUCGGCAUUUUCUAGGCUGUCUCAUUUCAGCAUUCAGUUCCAUGGCUAUUCAGGGAUACUCUAAUCUUCCGAAACCGUCAGUGAAUAUUUCCACCCAUUAUUUAAUGCUUUAUUGUUUCUUCCUAGAUGUUUAUAAAUAGACUCAGCACUAUUGAAGAUUGGCAGAGAAUAUAAUUCUUUUGAAAUGUACAAAACGAAAAAGAUCAAAAAGAAACACAUUCAUAGAGCUAAAAAGAAUUGUUCUCAGCAUCUGAACCCUGCAUCAGUCACAAUAAGGAAGAUUUUGAUCCUGAAUUCACCCGUUGGAACAGCAUGUCACAGAAAAAGGGCACCCCGUCAGCAAAGAGUGAAAAGGAGAGGAGCACACCAGCGCUGAUCACGGUACAGAGUGAGAGAGAGCUUGACAAGUCUAUCAACUCCCCACUGUGAACUUUGCAUUUAAAAGGAAUAUGGAUAUUCUAAACACCACAGAAUAUAAUUGCACGGAGCAACUAACAAAAGGGAUUACAGGCAAAAUUCUCAUUUCACUCACUCUGUCGAUCUUGACAUUGAUGACAACUGCAAUAAACUCUCUGGUAAUUGCUGCAAUAAUUGUGACACGGAAGCUUCAUCAUCCUGCCAACUACUUGAUAUGUUCUUUGGCGGUGACGGAUUUUCUGGUUGCUGUGCUGGUGAUGCCUUUCAGCAUUAUGUACAUUAUAAAGGAAACCUGGGUCAUGGGUCAAGCGGUAUGUGACAUCUGGUUAAGCGUGGACAUUACCUGUUGCACAUGUUCAAUCCUGCACCUCUCAGCUAUCGCCCUGGAUCGCUAUAGAGCUAUCACCGAUGCUGUGGAGUAUGCCAGAAAGCGAACACCCCAGCAUGCUGCCUUCAUGAUUGCCGUCGUGUGGAUCCUUUCUAUAUUCAUAUCUAUGCCGCCAUUGUUCUGGCGGCACCAAAGACACAAUCGUGACGACGAAUGCAUCAUCAAACACGACCAUAUUGUUUUUACUAUUUAUUCUACGUUUGGAGCCUUUUAUAUCCCCUUGGCAUUGAUCCUUAUCCUUUAUUAUAAAAUUUAUAGAGCUGCAAAAUCCUUAUAUCACAAACGCAGUGUUAGCCGAUGCGAAAAAGAACAGAACGGGCUUGUUCUGCUAGACGUUUGUGGAAAAAGUUCUACCUUGUGUAUAGCGGAGAAAUCUUUCUCAGACCAUUCAACGGAUUUUGACAGGAUCCAUAUAACUAUACGUAACCCAAGAACGGAAAUGAGGCAUGAGAAAGCAAUGAGAAAGCAAAAAAUAUCCUGCAAUAGAGAACGCAAAGCGGCCACCACCUUAGGCUUAAUCUUGGGAGCUUUUGUCAUCUGUUGGCUUCCGUUCUUUGUUAAGGAAGUUAUUGUAAAUAUCUGUGAUGCAUGUUAUAUCUCGGACGACAUGUCCAAUUUCCUCACGUGGCUUGGAUACCUCAACUCCUUAAUCAAUCCUCUAAUUUAUACUAUCUUCAAUGAAGACUUUAAGAAAGCAUUCCAGAAGCUAAUACGCUGCAGACACUAUCUAUGAAAAUAUAUUACUUGAAGUUUUUUUUUUUUUUCAAGUAGUAUUUUACAGAACGAUUAUUUAACUAAGCAGACCGAUGGUUUACCUUAUUUUCUUACAAAACAAUAUAAGUUAUAUGCUAAAGUGAAAAACAUACUGUACCUUUACAUUACCUGGUACUAUGCUGCUGUUCUUUUUUGGGGAGGUUAAAAAUAAUAAAAGUACAAGUGUCAAAAUAUAUAAAAAAAUAAAAUAAAGAUAAAGAAUUAUUAAAAUAUGUUGCUACAUUAUAUGUGUACUACAUACAUCCUGUAAAAUCACCAAUACAUGUAAA
This is a messenger RNA of Hyla sarda, 3395 nucleotides long. It is a transcript of the gene HTR1F, whose product is annotated as 5-hydroxytryptamine receptor 1F. The transcript has 4 exons. The record is from RefSeq and is a predicted model, not a curated record. Gene Ontology annotation, molecular function: G protein-coupled serotonin receptor activity; neurotransmitter receptor activity. Gene Ontology annotation, biological process: G protein-coupled receptor signaling pathway, coupled to cyclic nucleotide second messenger; chemical synaptic transmission. The coding region runs from base 1997 to 3085 and encodes 362 amino acids. NCBI's taxonomy places the organism in Eukaryota, Metazoa, Chordata, Amphibia, Anura, Hylidae. Gene Ontology annotation, cellular component: dendrite; plasma membrane.